This is a messenger RNA of Acanthosepion pharaonis, 1068 nucleotides long. The record is from the annotation of a GenBank genome assembly. NCBI's taxonomy places the organism in Eukaryota, Metazoa, Mollusca, Cephalopoda, Sepiida, Sepiidae.
AUGCAAAUUUUCCCUUAUUUUCUUUGGAUCUAUUUCCUUUUCUUCUGUUACUUUUCCCUUCUCUCUUUCCUUCUUCUAUUCAUUCUCUGUCUCUCUCUCACGCUCUCUCUCUCUCUCUCUUCAUGCCUCAAACCGUUACUCCGUUUUUCUCUCACCCUCUUUAACUUCACUCAUUUUCCUUUCAAAAACCAACAACCCUCUCUCUUUCUUGGUAUUUCCUUCCUUUUCCCUCUACUCAUUCUCCCAUCAACCAUCCCUCACGUCUUUCUCAACUACUCUCUCUCUCUCUCUCUCUCCCUCUCUCUCUCUCUCUCUCUAUGCAUCACAGCCCACUCCGGGUUUUUACCGCUUGACACGUUUGUUGUUACUCUGUCAACUGCCAAAGUUUUCUUUCUUUUUAUCUUUCUUUCUUUCCCAGUCUGUCCAUAUCUAUCUGAGGCUGUGAAUAACUAUGGCGUUCUUUCUUUUCGCAUCUUUCUUUCAUUCUUUCUUUCUUUUUUCUUCUUUCUUUCUUUCUUUCUUUCGGUCUUUCUUUCUUUCUUUCUUUCUUGUUUUAUUUGUUUCGUUCUGUCUGUCUUUCUUACUUCCUUUUUUUCUUUCUUUAUUGCUUUCUUUCUGUUUUUCUUUUUUGCUUUCUGUCUUUUCUUUCUUUCUUUAUGCUAUUUCUUUUUUUCUUUCUUUCUUCCGUUCUGCUUUUACCUUCUUUCCUUGUGCCAUGCAGUCUUUCUUUCUUUCUUUCUUUCUUUCUUUCUUUCUUUCUUUCUUUCUUUCUUGCUAUACACUUCCUUCCUUCCUUCAUUCCUUCUUUAUCUUAUGCUUAUACUUUUGAUUUUUUCUUUCUUUCUUUUUUGCUUUCUGUCUUUUCUUUCUUUCUUUCUUUGUUUUUUUUUCAGUCUUUCUUUUUUGCUUUCUUUCUUUCUUGUUUUUUCAGUCUUUUUUUUUGCUUUCUUUCUUUCUUUCUUUCUUUUUCUUUCUUUCUUUCUUUCUUUCUUUCUUUCUUGCCCGCUUGCUUUCUUGCUAUACACUUCCUUCCUUCAUCCCUUCUUUAUCUUAUUCAUAUGCUUUUGA